This is a messenger RNA of Prorocentrum cordatum, 1194 nucleotides long. The record is from the annotation of a GenBank genome assembly. Lineage: Eukaryota; Dinophyceae; Prorocentrales; Prorocentraceae.
AGCCUGGCCCGUUCGCUUCUUCCUGCCCCCCGCCCCCCCCUUUCGGGGCAGCAUGGGAUGGCGCGCGGGCGCCGCGCGCCCGCGCUGGGCGGCUGGGCGGCGGCGGCGCUCGCGGCCUGCGGCGCGGGGCGCGCGGGUGCGGCGGAUGGUGUCGGCAGGUCGCUGCUCAUCGGCGUCAUGUCGACGCUGCCUGACCGGGAGAGGCGGACGGCCAUGCGCGAGACCUGGGUCGGCGAGGCCCGCCGCCUCCGCCCGAGCCUCGUGGCGGUGCGCUUCGUGCUGGGCCGCCCGGGCUCGGCGGCGCAGCGCGGGGAGAUCGAGCAGGACGAAUGCCACCCACGGCGACCUCGUCGUGCUGCCCUGCGUCGAGAACCAGCACAGGGGCAAGACCCCGCUGUGGAUACAGCACGCCCGCGACAACUUUGCCCAGGAGUUCGGGUACGUUGCCAAGAUGGAUCAGGACAUGACGCUUACGUCUGGCCGACCGAGCUGGCAGACCACCUGAUGUUCUUUGCGGAGACCAAGUUCUACGCAGGGGUCGCGGUGGACAUCUACCUCACGCAGCUCGGAACGCUCGGACCGCUUCGCGUUCGUGAACGGCGGCUUCGUCGUCCUGUCCAUGGACCUGGCUCAGAGGAGGUGGCCGACUUCGUCCGCGGCAUCCAGCCGACGAGCGACGGCUUCCUGCAGCAUAGGCUGCUGGUUGGCAACGAAGACGUGAGCCUUGGUCGGCUGUUCAAGCGCCACUGGGAAGAAGGACCGGGGGGGACCCUGAACAUGAACGCGGGCGCCUUCAACUGGAGCUCCACUUCCCCAGCGGGGCAGGGCACUGGCGCCAGCUCCGAGUUCGCCGCGGGGGACCCCAGGUUUCUCCUGCGAGCCUGCCCGUGGCGGCACUCGAAGGAGCUCAAGUAUCCCAGCGGUUACCUGCGCCAGUGGGAGAACCGCCACGUCAAGGGGUGCCGGUGCAACUGCCCCGAGGAGUACUCGCCGGAGGAGGCCGACGCUGCCAGGAGGGCCUUCGAGGCGAGGCGGGGGCGCUUCCGGACCGUGGAGGAGCUCGACGCCUGGAGGGAGGGCGAGAAGGCCAAGCAGCGCGCGCAGAACCAGCGGGAGAAGGAGAGCGCCUGGCGGCCGCGGGGCGCGAGGGCUUUGGCUGGCGGGCCCGCGCCGCCGCCGGCCGGGCGAGGAGCC